Oryza brachyantha (malo sina) is the source of this 2303-nucleotide messenger RNA. RefSeq names its product serine/threonine-protein kinase Nek3-like. The transcript is spliced from 15 exons. Gene Ontology annotation, molecular function: ATP binding; protein kinase activity. Bases 344 to 2119 code for a protein of 591 amino acids. Lineage: Eukaryota; Viridiplantae; Streptophyta; Magnoliopsida; Poales; Poaceae. The record is from RefSeq and is a predicted model, not a curated record. Gene Ontology annotation, biological process: protein phosphorylation.
AAGAAUGUUCAGUACAUGGACCAUUGUUAAUCAUCAAAGAAAAUUCAGUCAAAUCUCUCUCUAUCUCUAUCUCUAUCUUCUCUCUCUAGAAUGUGUAUGCCUCCCACCACCUUCUCUCUCUCUCUAGCACUUUGAAAAGUUUGAAACCUCUCACAAAAACAGGCAGCCCUCCAUUAGCAGAGAGCCAGCCUCUGUCUGCUCCAUCAGGUAUUCAGGUGCAGUUUCUCUCUCUAAAAAUGGGAGGCAAGUGAGGAAGAAGAAGAAGAAGCAGCAACACGGCCUUCAAUUCAUCCAAUUGUGUCCAGAGAAGAAAAAAAAAAUCUGAAUUUGGGCUCUCCAAGAAAUGGAGCAGUAUGAGGUGCUUGAGCAAAUUGGCAAGGGGUCAUUUGGCUCAGCACUCCUGGUGAGACACAGAGUUGAGAAGAAGAGGUAUGUCUUGAAGAAGAUCAGACUUGCCCGUCAGACCGACAGAUGCCGCCGAUCAGCACACCAAGAGAUGGAGCUAAUUGCAAAAGUAAGGAACCCUUACAUUGUGGAAUACAAAGAUUCAUGGGUGGAGAAGGGUUGUUAUGUGUGCAUUGUGAUUGGCUACUGUGAGGGAGGAGACAUGUCAGAGGCCAUUAAGAAGGCCAACAAUAACCAUUUCUCAGAAGAGAGACUUUGUGUGUGGCUUGUGCAGCUCCUGAUGGCACUUGAUUACUUGCAUGUCAAUCAUAUCCUUCAUCGUGAUGUGAAGUGCUCAAAUAUAUUUCUGACAAAGGAUCAAAACAUACGGCUUGGUGAUUUUGGGCUGGCCAAAGUAUUGACUUCUGACGAUUUAGCUUCAUCAGUUGUGGGUACUCCCAGUUACAUGUGCCCUGAACUUCUUGCUGAUAUUCCAUAUGGUUCCAAGUCUGACAUAUGGUCACUAGGCUGUUGCCUCUAUGAGAUGACUUCUUUGAAGCCUGCAUUUAAAGCAUUUGAUAUGCAGACACUGAUAAACAAGAUAAGCAAGUCGGUUCUCGCUCCUCUACCUACUAUAUACUCUGGUGCAUUUAGGGGGCUCAUCAAAAGCAUGCUGCGAAAAAGCCCAGAUCACAGACCAAGUGCUGCAGAACUGCUUAAGCACCCACACCUUCAACCCUUUGUACUGGAACUCCAAUUGAAGUCGAUUCCUGCUCGCAAUCUUUUCCCAGCUAAAUUUUCUAUCAACCGUGACACAAACAAGGCUGCAUUUUCUGACGAUGAAAACAAUUGGAAAUCUAAAUACAACAAUUGCCAUUCAUUUAAAGUGGAUAGGAUUGUAAAACUUGACAAAGUUACUGCUGACCAUGGCCAUCUUAGUUCUACUGGAACUGCAAAAGAUUACCAAGAAUUGCUAAAUCAACCAAUGGAUGAUUUGCCGGUUCAAUUUACCGAGAAAGUUGUCAAUGAAGUGACACAGGGAAAUAAUUCAAAAGUAACUAAAUCUCCAGCUCCUACUCCAAGAAGGGCGUCAUCGACUCCUAGAAGGCGACUAGAACCUUCAAAGACAUUUCAUGCUAGAGGAGCUCACAAGGAGACUCCAGCAUCCAAGCAUUCAAUUGAACGGGUGGGCCAAGCUACAAGACGAGCAUCACUCCCCCUGAACAUGUUGCAAACUCCUGAGAGACAUCAUGGUGCUGACAUUCUUACCAGACUGAAAUCACCUGAUGUUUCAGUUAACGCUCCUCGGAUCGACAGAAUUGCCGAAUUCCCAAUACCAUCCUUUGAUGAACCAUUGCAUCAUCCCACAACCAACUCAUCUCCACCAUCCAUCAUCGACCAAUCGAUCACCAAGGACAAGUGCACCUUCCAGGUUCUCCGAAGCGACAGCGAAAACUACUACACCGACACUUGUGAUCUCAGCCUUCUUGGCAUUGACAACCCACUGAUCAGAAGCUCAUCAGAAUGGAGGCAUCAGAAGAGGUUCGACACGACGUCGUAUCGGCAAAGAGCAGAGGCACUGGAAGGAUUGCUUGAGUUCAGUGCCCAGUUGCUGCAGCAGGAGAGGUUUGAGGAGCUGGGGAUCUUGCUGAAGCCCUUUGGGCCUGGGAAGGCGUCUCCAAGAGAGACAGCCAUAUGGUUGUCAAAGAGCUUCAAAGGAAGUACUGCCUUGUAACUUAGCCAGAGAGUCCUGCAACUGCAACCUGAACCUGCAAUAAUUAGCUUCAGGCUACCCUGUACAGUUUCAGUUUUGUGACAAUCUCCUCUCUAUUUUUCUUUUCUCCCUUUUUUUUGGGAUAAACUUGGAGUAUUUGUGAAAAAAAAACAUGCUGUUAACUUUAUUUAUGACAAUGGGAAAA